Colletotrichum spaethianum is the source of this 1323-nucleotide messenger RNA. Its product is annotated as endochitinase 1. Gene Ontology annotation, molecular function: chitin binding; chitinase activity. The coding region runs from base 1 to 1323 and encodes 440 amino acids. The transcript is spliced from 3 exons. NCBI's taxonomy places the organism in Eukaryota, Fungi, Ascomycota, Sordariomycetes, Glomerellales, Glomerellaceae. The record is from RefSeq and is a predicted model, not a curated record. Gene Ontology annotation, cellular component: extracellular region. Gene Ontology annotation, biological process: carbohydrate metabolic process; chitin catabolic process.
AUGUUCCUACUCGCCCUCUUUGCAACCUUGGUUGUCAUACCACGAGUUCUCGCCGCGCCCUCGUCAGAGCGUCCAUGCGGAAAUUCGACCGCAAAGCAGAGUCACCGUAGCCUUCUGUACGUAACAAACUGGGGGAUUUAUGGCGCAGGAUAUAACCCGGAUAAUAUACCGGUGAAGGAUGUUUCCCAUGUACUCUACGCAUUCGCGGAUAUCCAACCAAACGGUACUGUGGCUUCCUCUGAUCCAUGGGCAGACAUAGGAAAGCCAUUCGACAACGACAGCAUUAAAGAGCCCAGUCACAAUGCGUACGGGCUGGUCAAGCAGCUGUACAUCAAGAAAAUGGCCAACCGCAACAUGAAGGUUGUCCUAUCCAUCGGCGGAUACAAUUGGUCCCCAAAGUUUCUGGCAGUUGCCGCCAGCGAUACUUGUAGAGCCAAUUUCGUCUCUUCUGUUGUCAAGCUGGUAGCCGACUGGCUAACAUUGGUAUGGAAGGGUGUGGAUGGCGUGGACCUCGAUUGGGAAUAUCCUAAUACUAUGGAGACGAACACUAAUUGUGUAAAGAUGCUUACCGAACUCCGCCAAGGCUUGGAUGACUACUCUGCAAAGUACACUAAUGGAUAUCACUUUACACUGAGCUUUCCAGCGCCAGCUGGGCCGCAAAACUACCGGGCAUUUGACUUUAAGGCGAUGGACAAGUCUCUCGACUUUUGGUCGUUAAUGGCCUUCGAUUUCAUAGGUCCCUGGGAGAAUACCACUGGCCACCAGUCUAAUGUCUAUCGUAGCAGGCCAAAUCCUCUAAGCACGAAAGCCAGCAUCGAACGAGCAAUUGACGACUAUGUCAAAGAAGGCAUAUCACCUGGGAAGAUCAAUCUUGGCAUGCCACUGUCCGGGCGGGCGUUCAGCAACACUCAAGGCCUUGGGAAGCCAUAUUACGGCCAACCCAACGGCAAUCGUGGCCAGCCUGGUAUCUGGCUUUAUAAAGGUCUUCCUCGACCGGGAGCCAAGGUUUACUGGGACAACGUGGCCAAGGCAACAUAUUCAUACGACAACGCCACUCUACAGCUGGUGUCGUUCGAUAACAUGAAGAGUGCGAAGUACAAGCAGGAGUAUAUCAAGAAGAAAAAACUUGGAGGUGCCAUGUUCUGGGAGGCUACAGGCGACAAACCAGGUCAUCAAAGCAUCGUUCACAGUAUGGCAACUAGUAUGGGAACGCUUGAGAAAUCAAAGAAUUUGCUCUCCUAUCCGAUUUCUCAGUACAAAAAUAUUCGCAAUGGAAUGAUGAGUAACAUUACUUCGUUUUCAGAGACAAAACGGAGUGCUUAG